This is a messenger RNA of Erinaceus europaeus (western European hedgehog), 568 nucleotides long. Its product is annotated as dehydrodolichyl diphosphate synthase complex subunit NUS1-like. The record is from RefSeq and is a predicted model, not a curated record. The transcript has a single exon. Gene Ontology annotation, cellular component: endoplasmic reticulum membrane; dehydrodolichyl diphosphate synthase complex. NCBI's taxonomy places the organism in Eukaryota, Metazoa, Chordata, Mammalia, Eulipotyphla, Erinaceidae. Gene Ontology annotation, molecular function: ditrans,polycis-polyprenyl diphosphate synthase [(2E,6E)-farnesyl diphosphate specific] activity. The coding region runs from base 1 to 540 and encodes 179 amino acids.
AUGUUGGCAGUAGAAAGGGGUUCGGGCGCGGGGACCACGCGGAGGUGCAGCUAUGGCCCGCGCCGGCAGCAGGACCGUGUAAUAAGCCAGCGCGCCGCGGGUGUGGGGGGAAAGAGUAGAGGGCGCCGCGGGAGUAUGACGGGGCUGUAUGAGCUGGUGUGGCGGGUGCUGCAUGCUCUGCCCUGUCUGCACCGCACGCUCACCUCCUGGAUCCGCGUUCGGCUGGGCACCUGGAACUGGAUCUGGAGGCGCUGCUGCAGCGCCGCCUCUGCCGCGGUCCUAGCGCCCCUCGGCUUCACGCUCCGCAAGUCCCUGGCUGCGGGCAGGAACCGCCGGCACCACCGGCAGCCGCGCGGCGGACUCGGCCGGGCCGCCGCCCACCCCCGGCUGCGCUGGCGCGCGGAUGGCCGUUCCCUGGAGAAGCUGCCUUUGCACAUGGGCCUGGUGAUCACCGAGGAGGAGCCGGAGCCCAGCUUCUCGGACAUCGCCAGCCUCGUGGUUUGGUGUAUGGCCGUGGGCAUCUCCUACAUUAGCGUCUAAGACCACCAAGGUAUUUUUAAGAGAAAUA